Molecule: messenger RNA, 1371 nt
Organism: Fraxinus pennsylvanica
Lineage: Eukaryota; Viridiplantae; Streptophyta; Magnoliopsida; Lamiales; Oleaceae
Source: the annotation of a GenBank genome assembly
AUGACGAAGAGCUCUCCUCCUUCGAUUCAAGCUCUAUAUGACCUCUGCAGAAAGACCUUCGCGCCCUCAGCGACCCGCCCGCCUUCUUCUCUGGCCAUUAACAAACUCUGCUCCUUAUUGGACACAAUAGGCCCUGCUGAUGUUGGACUUGACAAUGGAAACAAAGAGAACGAUAGAGGUCAUGGUCCUCUUGGAAUUAAGCUAUUCAACAGAGUAAGUAGAUGGGCUCAGCCAAUAACUUACGUGGAUAUGCACGAGGGUGAAAAUUUCACAAUGUGCAUGUUUUGCUUCCCUGCUUCCUCAGUUAUUCCUCUUCAUGACCAUCCUGGCAUGACUGUUUUGAGCAAAGUUCUAUAUGGUUCUUUGCAUGUGAAAGCAUAUGAUUGGGUUGAGCCAGCCAACACCCAGAAAAUCAAGGGAGCAGGUCCUGCUACAGUGAAAUUGGCUAAAUUGGUAGUCGAUGAAGUCCUGACAGCACCGUGUAGUACAUCUGUUCUGUACCCAAAGAGCGGAGGGAAUCUGCACUCUUUUACUGCAAUAACUCCUUGUGCUGUGCUUGACAUCCUUGCACCUCCUUAUGAUGAAGUUGCUGGUAGGAAAUGUACUUACUACCAUGAUUAUCCGGGUUCCAGCUUCCCGACGGGAGAUGACGGACAUGAGAAUGGUGUUGAAAACGUGGACUACGCAUGGCUUGCAGAGAUCAACACACCAGAGGAUCUGUAUAUGCGGCCAGGGAUCCUCUUCAUGGUCCAUGAUGCUAGCAGAUGUCAGCACAAUGUAUCUAAACUGAAAAGAUGCUUAGCAAUUAGCAUUCGCUUGGGAUUGACAGUAUACCAUUCAACAUAUGAUGUAGAAGCUUAUCUUUCCGAUUCUCUAGUUUUCUAUAUCCCAGUAACAAUGGAACCCAUGGAUAUUGUUGGUAAAACAAAAGAGGAUGCUUCGCUUCCUAAAGCAACUAUGACGAAAAUUAUUAAGGAGAUGCUCCCACCUGAUGUUCGUGUUGCAAGAGAUGCUCAGGAUCUUUUGAUUGAAUGUUGUGUAGAGUUUAUUAAUCUUGUUUCAUCAGAAUCAAAUGAAGUUUGUAACAGGGAAGAGAGGAAAACAAUUGCACCAGAACAUGUACUCAAGGCUUUACAGGAUCUUGGAUUUGGGGAGUAUAAUGAAGAAGUUUUCGCUGCAUAUGAACAACACAAACUUGAGACUAUGGACACGGUGAGAACUGGGAAAUGGAGCAACGGAGCCGAUAUGAGCGAGGAAGAGGCAUUGGCUGAGCAGCAGAGGAUGUUUGCCGAGGCACGUGCUAGGAUGAAUGGUGGUCCAAUGAUUCCCAAGCCAACAGAUUCUGAUUCUUGCCCAAGUUUGAAUAGCUAG